Molecule: messenger RNA, 1478 nt
Organism: Triticum dicoccoides
Lineage: Eukaryota; Viridiplantae; Streptophyta; Magnoliopsida; Poales; Poaceae
Product: F-box protein At5g49610-like
Exons: 1
Coding region: 172-1278 (368 amino acids)
Molecular function (GO): protein binding
Source: RefSeq, a predicted model, not a curated record
CACUCACUCCGCCGCCGUCACUGCCACAACUCCACCCCAACUCCGCGCGCGCGAGAGAGGAUCGAGAGCUACCGCCCGGAUCCGGCGUCCGCAGCCGGAUCGCCGCCUCUCCUCCCGGCUGAGGUCGCCACCACUCGUCUGAGGCGGAUCGGGAACUCCCAGCCCGCGACCAUGGCGGAGGCUGCAGGGCCGACGCCUCUCCACGGCCUCCCGGACGAGAUCUCCAUCUGGGAGAUCCUCGUCCGCCUGCCCCCCAAGCCCCUCCUCCGCUGCCGCGCCGUCUGCCGCGCCUGGCGCCGCGCCACCUCCGCCCGCGACUUCCUCCUCGCCCACCACGCCCGCCAGCCCUCCCUCCCCCUCCUCUUCGUCGACAGCGACGACCAAUCCUCCAUAGACAUCAUCACAUGCGACCAACGCGCAGCCGACAAGCUCCACUCCGUCGCCCGACUUGAUGCCCCCUCCGGCAUCUCUCUCAGGGCAUGCUGUGACGGCCUCCUCCUCUUACGCACCUGGAAUAAUGGUGUCCCAUCUCUCUCCAUCUGCAACCCGGUCACUCGUCAAUAUGCUCCCCUCCACCGGCUUGAUGACUUCAGGCUCUUGGGGAUGUACCCGCACAGCCCUACCGGCCAGUACCGAUUAUUGUUGUACCUGGCCCGGAGGUUCGAGGGCGAUCCUCAAAGAGGUUCCUACGUCUUCACAUUGGGCUCCGACCAGCAGCCGAGGCACAUAGCAGGCCCUGAUGCCAAGGAACUCUUGUAUUUCCGCGGAUCUACCCUUUUCCGUGGUAGCCUGCAUUGGCACACAGACGGGCUGAUAAUGGUAUUUGACACCACCACCGAGUCGUUCCGUCAGAUGCACUCUCCAAUUGUUUCUGACCAUCACAAUGGCGACCUGUUUGAGAUGAGUGAUAUGCUUGGCAUGUUCAGUCUGAAUGCACAAGCUACAAUUGUUGAUAUCUGGGUGAUGCAGGACUAUGAAGGUGAGGUCUGGGCCUUUAAACGCCGGGUUGAAUUGCCCAUCGCAGAGAUCAUGGUGCAAUUUCAAAAUUCUGGAGAUUGUUGGGAGCUAAUGCCCGCAUCUUGUCAUGGUGAUGUGCUCUUGCUGGCCAAAUUUGACGACGACUGGCUACUUCAGGUUGACAUUGAUGGCAAGUUGGUUGCUAGUCUCCACCGCAGCUUCCUCCGUCCUGCUCGACUUCGGCUCAAACAGUCUCUAGUUUCACAUAACCUGUUUCUGGCACUAGAGGGUUAUGUUAUCAAUUCUUCGCCUUUCAUCUGACCGAAGGUUGUUGAGUGUGGUGGUGCUUCUUAAUGCCUAGCUCUCCGUAUCCACGUGAGCUGCAGUAUGUAUUAACUUGAUCCUCUAUGAGCGCACUAGCUUUCUUUUGUUGAUGUAUAAAUUGUUAUGAUUAAGAAGCUCUGGCUGUUACGGUGUUACCUGUUUGCUUUAUAUUUCUUUGAAUACCCUUUUGGGCUGAA